UGAUCAGAGCAGCAGUCCUUAUUUAAGAGAGGAGACAGUUGCUGUUGAUUCAUUUUGCAGCAGAGCAACAACAGCAAGAUGUUCCGACGAUUUAAGGAACUAUUUGAUGAACCUCAGAGAAACACGGAGCAUCCUGCUCAGGCAGCUGAGUCUCCAACUCUGGAUGAACCGUGGAGAGAACUAUGCUGGGGAGAAAAACAGAUGAAUCUUCAGUAUGUGCAGGAAUACAAGCCUGAAAACAAUGACAUCCGGUACCUUCGAGUCCUCCUGUAUGGACCCGUCGGAGCUGGGAAGUCCAGUUUCAUCAACUCUGUCAGUAACGUUGUUCGAGGUCGGAUGACGAUUCCUGCUUUGGCCAGUGCGACCACCUCCGACAAAAGCUUCACUAAAAAGUAUGAAACUCAUAAAUUAAUGAAAGGACGAGGAAGCUCCAAGACUUUUUAUCCUGUGGUCUUCAAUGACAUCAUGGGUCUGGAAGAUGGGGACAGCCGUGGAGUUCAUGCUGAUGACAUCAAGCUGGCUUUGAGAGGAAAUGUUAAGGAGGGCCACAAGUUCAGCCCAGUUUCUCCACUAACUCAAGAUGAUCCAGGCUACAACCCGACCCCCUCUGCUGAUGACAGAGUUCAUGUGCUGGUCUGUGUGAUGUCUGCCAACGCUCCACAGAUUAAAUCAUCAGUUCUGGAGAAGAUGAGUAAGAUCAGAGAAACAGCCAGUGACCUGGGAAUUCCUCAAAUGGCCAUGAUGACGCACAUCGAUGAAGCCUGUGGCGAAACUCAGAAAAACCUGAAGAAUGUGUACAAGAGCAAGCACCUGAGAAAAAAGAUGAAAGACUUCAGUGCAGCAGUGGGAAUCCCAAUGAACUGCAUCUUUCCUGUGAAGAACUACAGCGAAGAAAUCGACCUGAACGAUGAUGUUGAUAUUCUGAUCCUGAGCGCCCUGAGGAAAAUUAUCGACUUUGGAGACGAUUUCAUCGAGAAGAUUUAAGCUGAGUUUUAGAGGCAACCUUAAGGUGGAAGAAGUUCAGUUACAUAUACUGUAUAUUGGAUACAGUUAAGGCUUCAUUCGGUUGCUUUAAGCUAGGUCAUUUUAUAUUUUGGAAUCCUGCUUUGGAAAUAAAGGCAAUGCAGCAUUUA
Molecule: messenger RNA, 1133 nt
Organism: Girardinichthys multiradiatus
Lineage: Eukaryota; Metazoa; Chordata; Actinopteri; Cyprinodontiformes; Goodeidae
Product: interferon-induced protein 44-like
Exons: 9
Coding region: 79-984 (301 amino acids)
Source: RefSeq, a predicted model, not a curated record